Neohortaea acidophila is the source of this 555-nucleotide messenger RNA. RefSeq names its product insulin-induced protein family. The record is from RefSeq and is a predicted model, not a curated record. The transcript has a single exon. Gene Ontology annotation, cellular component: endoplasmic reticulum. The annotation marks the transcript as partial. Gene Ontology annotation, biological process: sterol biosynthetic process. NCBI's taxonomy places the organism in Eukaryota, Fungi, Ascomycota, Dothideomycetes, Mycosphaerellales, Teratosphaeriaceae.
GUCGCACUCGGGGAAGCACUGCCCUGGGUAGACACCUUCUGGGCGCCGGAGGAUGAAGAAGAGGCGGAGCACGAACGUACUCGGAGGGCAAAGGACAGCAAGCGUGCUCGCAAUACCAAAGGACAACAAGAUGCGUGGAUGGAUGUUGUGCGCUCUAUCGGCGCCUUUGUCGGCGUGGCCUUUGCCAUUCGCAAACUCCCCUGGCAGUCGACCCUUCAACUCUCCCUCACUUUGGCCCUGGCAAACCCUGCCAUCUGGUUCAUAGUAGACCGCUCACCGCCGGGAUUCGUCCUAUCAACAAUCUUCUCGUUGGUCGGCACACUCUUUCUUCUCGGCAUGAACCCCGCGCUCGUUCCAUCGCCCUCGCCUGCCGAGGUUCUUCGCGCCCACGUCCAGCGCAACGGCGGAUCGGUGACGCGUCUGGCGAGUGCUUUGGGAAAUGAGGACUUGAUCUUGGGCAUUUUCACCCAAGAGUCUGUGGGUGUGGCCACGUGGAUUGCAAGCGUUUUGUUCGUCUCUUCCGUCUGCUUUGGCAAUAUUGGAAGGCGGCUGGCC